GCGGAAGCCCUGGUUUGGCCUUGGUUCCGCCUUGGGGGACUGGCCUGUGGGAACCAGUGGAGAAAUUCUGGGGCUGGGGGGGGGUUUAAGUUUUCAUCUCUUAUCUAUCAGCAGAAUCGGCGGAGCAGACGCCUGCGAGCGCUGGAGGGAGGGAACUACACCGCCCAAGAAAAGAGCGAGCGGGCUGGCAGCCGCGGGGCAGAACCGAACUGAGUGCAGGGUCUCUACAGGCCGGUCCGACUCGGCGCCGCUCCCCUCGAGGCCAUGCUGCAGGCGGAGCUCCGGGCGAUUCCUAGGUGAGGGCAGCGGCUCUGCCGGGGAUUCCACCGCGGAAGAACUGGGUAGAUGCAAGGUGGGGAAGAAAGAAUGCUGCCCGCACUGCUCCCCGGUAGCACCCUGAGCCGUCGCGUUUGUGGCAGCAGCAGCAGUAGCAGCAGCAGUAGCAGCAACAGAAAGCACAGCGUGGGCCGAGGAGGCGGUUCCAGCUGCUGGUGAAGUCGCCCCACGGCUGUUUUUCCGUAGCAUGCGAGUCGACAGAACAGCCAAAGAACAGGGCUCCCCAUUGCCAUCUCCUUCGAGCACUUUUCCCUUGCUACUCGGAGCUGAUUUAUGCGGAAACAUGCCUUGCACUUGUACCUGGAGGAACUGGAGACAGUGGAUUCGACCUUUAGCGGUGGUCAUUUAUCUGGUGUCCAUAGUGGUUGCGGUUCCCCUAUGCGUGUGGGAAUUACAGAAACUGGAGGUUGGAAUACACACCAAGGCUUGGUUUAUUGCUGGAAUCUUUUUGCUGUUGACUAUACCUAUCUCGCUUUGGGUGAUAUUGCAGCAUUUAGUGCAUUAUACACAACCUGAACUACAGAAACCAAUAAUAAGGAUUCUUUGGAUGGUACCCAUAUACAGUUUAGAUAGUUGGAUAGCAUUGAAAUAUCCCAGCAUUGCAAUAUAUGUGGAUACCUGCAGAGAAUGUUAUGAAGCUUAUGUCAUUUACAACUUUAUGGGAUUCCUUACCAAUUACCUAACUAACCGGUAUCCAAAUCUGGUAUUAAUCCUUGAAGCCAAAGAUCAGCAGAAACAUUUCCCUCCUUUGUGUUGCUGUCCACCAUGGACUAUGGGAGAAGUCUUGCUGUUCAGAUGCAAACUGGGUGUAUUACAAUAUACAGUUGUCAGACCAUUCACCACCAUCGUUGCUUUAAUCUGUGAGCUGCUUGGUAUAUAUGAUGAAGGGAACUUUAGCUUUUCAAAUGCUUGGACUUACUUGGUUAUAAUAAAUAAUAUGUCACAGUUGUUUGCCAUGUAUUGUCUCCUCCUGUUUUAUAAAGUACUGAAGGAAGAACUGAGUCCAAUCCAACCUGUUGGCAAAUUUCUUUGUGUAAAGCUGGUGGUUUUUGUUUCCUUUUGGCAAGCAGUAGUUAUUGCUUUGUUGGUAAAAGUUGGCGUUAUUUCUGAAAAGCAUACGUGGGAAUGGCAAACAGUAGAAGCUGUGGCCACAGGACUCCAGGACUUUAUUAUCUGUAUUGAGAUGUUCCUUGCUGCCAUUGCUCAUCACUACACUUUCUCGUAUAAACCGUAUGUCCAAGAAGCAGAAGAGGGCUCAUGCUUUGAUUCCUUUCUUGCCAUGUGGGAUGUUUCAGAUAUUAGGGAUGAUAUUUCUGAACAAGUAAGGCAUGUUGGAAGGACAGUCAUGGGACAUCCUAGGAAAAAGUUUUUUCCUGAGGAUCAAGAUCAAAAUGAACACACAAGCUUGUUAUCCUCGUCAUCACAAGAUGCAAUUUCCGUUGUCUCUUCUGUGCCACCUUCACCCAUGGGUCACUAUCAAGGGUUUGGACACACUGUGACUCCCCAGACUACACCUACCACAGCUAAUGUAUCUGACGACAUAUGUAGUGAUACUACAGGAGAGAAAAAAGAACCUUCAGAUAAGUCCGUGGCCUCCUGAACAGUGUGCAGAAGCUGUGCUACUACCAUGUUAUUUCAUUACCUGGUAUCCCAUUGCUCAGGAUUUUGUGCUUGGGACAAGCCGUUAAUGAUGGAAAAUUUCAACAAAAUGGCGAAAACCAGGUACAACUACUGGAUUCAUAAAACUAGGUUUUGUAUAUCACAAAUAAUCAGUCUAAAUAUCCUAGACUUAGACUUGACUUCUUAACACUACAGAGUAUCACAUACUCAAAUGGUAGAAAGUGACUACUAAACGUUCUUGACGUUACAGUGCUCUAUCAAGAGGAGGACGUUAAAAAAAAAAAAUCAGUGCUUUCUACCACUGCUGCAUGAAUAUAAUGCUCUGGAAUUAGCAGAAAGUGUAAUUCGGAAAUAUGAAUUAGUGGAACUUAAUUAUAACCAUGUGCCAUAUAUGCUUACCUAACAAUUAUUUCUCUAUUUCUCAACUGGAUGUCUUUCAAUAAAUAAGAAUUUAUCAUUUAUUUUCUGCAA
Molecule: messenger RNA, 2427 nt
Organism: Balaenoptera musculus (blue whale)
Lineage: Eukaryota; Metazoa; Chordata; Mammalia; Artiodactyla; Balaenopteridae
Gene: TMEM184C
Product: transmembrane protein 184C
Exons: 10
Coding region: 524-1936 (470 amino acids)
Biological process (GO): transport
Molecular function (GO): transporter activity
Source: RefSeq, a predicted model, not a curated record